CCGUCAGUCUCUAAAUUCUCACUUCUAACCUAUACACUUUACACACAGUGAGUCUUCAUCUCCUCUGAUCGGUCUAGGUUUUUCGAUGCAUCUGAAGCAAGACUUUAAAAUAAUCAGUCGAACCAACUAAGCUAGCCUGUGGGGACUGGGGAAAUCAUAUGCUUUAUACAUACUCCAAUGCAGGAUCCUCAUACGUGCUUAUACCCUCCAGUUUCUGUACUAAAACACAUUUAUGCUUCCAUCUGAACCCCAGACAAGUAUCUGAAGCUGUGUACUGGUUCUUUUAAUUUUCUCCUGAAUUGACCAUUUCUUGAUAAAAAGAAUAGCUGUAUCUAUUUCAAGAAGAAGAAGAAGAGGAGGAGAAGUUAUCAUGCCUUUUGGUCUGGUUGCAGCUUGGAACAAGCGCAGGAGGAGCAAGUCUGAUGAUCAGAGUAAUCCCUGGGUUUAUAAACCUGCAGAAUGUUGGCUAAAUGAAGAGCAGAACCCACCAGCAAAACGGCGCCAAGGAUCAUCAGUUUUCACUCUCAAAGAAAUGGAGGAGGCCACGAAUUCGUUCCGGGACGAAAACCUGGUGGGGAAAGGAGGAUUUGGUCGCGUAUACAAGGGGACGCUCCGGUCUGGAGAGGUUGUGGCAGUGAAGAAGAUGGACUUACCAUUGUCCAAAGAAGCAGAAGGGGAGAGAGAAUUUAGGGUGGAGGUAGAUAUCUUGAGCAGACUGGACCAUCCCAAUCUGGUGUCUUUAAUAGGCUACUGUGCAGAUGGGAAGCAAAGGUUUCUGGUUUAUGAAUAUAUGCACAAAGGGAACCUCCAAGAUCACUUAAAUGGAAUUGGAGAGGUGAAGAUGGAGUGGCCCUUGAGGCUAAAGGUGGCUCUUGGGGCAGCAAGAGGACUUGCAUAUCUCCAUUCAAGUUCUGCUGUUGGGAUUCCUAUAGUUCACAGGGACUUCAAAUCUACCAACAUUCUUUUGAGCACCAAAUAUGAAGCUAAGAUAUCAGAUUUUGGGCUUGCAAAGUUGAUGCCAGAAGGCCAGGAAACUUGUGUUACUGCCAGAGUGCUUGGUACUUUUGGCUAUUUUGAUCCCGAGUAUACAUUGACAGGAAAACUCACUUUACAGAGUGAUGUAUAUGCAUUUGGGGUUGUCAUGCUUGAGCUUCUGACUGGGCGCAGGGCAGUUGACCUCAAUCUUGGGCCAAAUGAUCAAAAUCUGGUGUUACAGGUGAGGCACAUUUUGAAUGACAAGAGGAAACUGAGGAAAGUGAUAGACCCAGAGAUGAGCAGAAGCUCAUACACAAUGGAGUCCAUCACCAUGUUUGCAAACCUAGCAUCUCGAUGCGUCCGGACCGAUAGUAGUGAGAGACCAUCAAUGGAGGAAUGUGUGAAAGAACUUCAACUGAUUCUCUACACAAACACAAGAGGGCUGGGAAUGACUAUGCAUGCAUUCAGAAUGAUCUGAGAGUAACAUCAAUGUUGAAAUGGAUGUUUCCAAUAGCAGGGAUUCCCAGGUCAGAAAUUUUAUAAUACUGGACUCUGGAGUAGCAACCAUGCAAGAAUAAUACUGUAAAGUCCUUCAUAUCAACAGGAAGAAGAUGAGUUUCUUGAUAAUUUAAUGGUUCCCAAAAUGUCUAGAUCAAUAGUGGUGAUAAUUCUCAUGAACUUAUUAUUGCUUUCCACUCUUCAAGGCCAUUAUUGCAAUUGAAAUAUACCAUUGGAGAUA
Messenger RNA from Ipomoea triloba (trilobed morning glory), 1714 nucleotides. RefSeq names its product probable serine/threonine-protein kinase PBL28. Gene Ontology annotation, molecular function: ATP binding; protein kinase activity. The transcript has 7 exons. Lineage: Eukaryota; Viridiplantae; Streptophyta; Magnoliopsida; Solanales; Convolvulaceae. Gene Ontology annotation, biological process: protein phosphorylation. Bases 371 to 1453 code for a protein of 360 amino acids. The record is from RefSeq and is a predicted model, not a curated record.